This is a messenger RNA of Zootoca vivipara (common lizard), 10190 nucleotides long. The record is from RefSeq and is a predicted model, not a curated record. NCBI's taxonomy places the organism in Eukaryota, Metazoa, Chordata, Lepidosauria, Squamata, Lacertidae.
GGGACAAGAGAGACAGAUCAGUCGUGGUGCCGCCGCCGUCCGUCCCUCCUUCCCUCCCUCCAGUCCCUCCCUAGCCAUGGAUAGUCUCCUCCGCCUCCGCUGGCCCCCGGUGAGUCCACGGAAUGCCCCGCGGGCAGCCUCCAUCCCAGCAAGUGCUUGUGCUCCUGGGUCGCCGGUCUUCCCCUCCAUCUCCACCUUCACGGAUGCUGCCUGGGUCCUCCCAUGCAAUCCCUGCUCUCUGGCUCUGUAGAAGGUGGGGUGGUGCCUGAUGCCUGUCAUCCCCAUCCCGCGGCGGGUUCGCUCUUUCCAUGGCCCCCACACAACAUGCCUGCACUCUGCCUGUGGGCCGGUCAGGACCACCCACUUGGUGCGCACCAAGUACAACAACUUUGACAUCUACCUGAAGUCCCGGUGGAUGUACGGCUUCAUCCGUUUCUUGCUGUACUUCAGCUGCAGCCUGUUUACCUCCAUCCUGUGGGUGGUGCUGUCUGUCUUGUUUUGCCUCCAGUACCUCAGCAUCCGGGUCUUUCUCCGUUUCCAGUACAAACUCUCCAUCAUCCUGCUGUUGCUGGGAAGGAGGCGUGUGGACUUUAGCCUCUUCAACGAACUGCUCAUCUAUGGCAUCCAUGUCACCAUGCUGCUGGUGGGGGGGCUGGGCUGGUGCUUCAUGGUCUUUGUGGAUAUGUGAAUAAAUAAAAACCAGUGCAUGUCGGUCAAGGAGGCAUGUUGGACUCUAACUUGGGUUAGGUCUUGUAUGUGUGAAUGCGUCCUCUUCUCCCUCACUUAGUCCUGCUGCUGAGGUUUAUAAAUUAAUGGGUACUCCCUUAGAAGUAAGGAUUGGAAGUUGACUUGGAAAUUCAUUUCUAAUUCUUCAUUGCCUUUGGUUGGUAAUAUGUGGAAAACAAAUCCAUUUUUAUCUGCUUCAUUUUUUAACAUAAGCACCUGCCAUAUGUGGCCAAUGGCCCAUCUAGUCCAGCGUCCUGUCCUCACAGUGGCCAGCCAGAUGCCUCAUUGGGAAGCCCACAAGCAGGAUUCAAGCACAAGAGCCCUCUCCCCUCCUGUGGUUUCCAGAAAACGGUAUUUGGAAGUGUUGCUGCCCCCAACUGUGGAGGCAGAGUAUAGCCAUCAUGGCUAGUAGCAUUCUGCUUAAUGAAUUUGUCUAAUCUCUUUUAGAGCCAUCCAAAAGCCAUCUCUUUUGGAAUCUAAUGGUAUACAAGUGGCCCUGCAACAAAUUGUUGCAAUCCAUUCCAGCCUCUUAACAGGGACCAGCCAAGAUAACCUCCAGGGUACUCCGUUCCAUCCUCCCCUUGUUUUCUUUUCCAACUAGCACUCAAAAUUAGGUGGCCACUAAGUAUGCUGAAUCCUCAUUCUUUCUUUAAAAGUAUUUGAUGUACUUCUGCAAACUUUUGGGGGCUCUUUCUUCCUGUUGCUCAGUGGCUGUUCUUUCUCCAGUCUUUCCUGAGUUUGCUCUUGGAGGGAGGGAUGUGUUGUGUGCUUGCUGCCCCCAGUGCCAUUCUUGGGGCGGCCCCCUCAACGGCCUGUUGCCAUUCCACUGCAGAGUUGUGGGCUGUUCUUUUGCUCAGACUAUUGAAAAAACAUAACCUGUACACAGACAGUUGUGUACUCCCAUCCCUGUAUCUUGGCUGAGGGAUGCAAAAUACAGAACUCUGAGGAAAUGUUUGUUUCAGCACUAUCAUUUAUCUAUUUUAUUUCAGAAUUUAUAAUCACUGGUGUACAAAAUUAGAAAAUGAAACAUAAUACAAAUCUCAAAACAAUGAAAACUGUGAAGCCAACAAGAAUUAAAAGGCACAAAAAUAUAAGUGACCAAUUUGGGAAAGCUUGGUGGGAAAAAUAUUUUUGACAAACAUUGGAAACUGAAUGGUGUUGGGUCCUGCUUCCCUUCCAGAGGAAGAGAAUUCCACAAAGCUAAGAGCAUGUGGAUUGAUGCAUUCUUGCCCCUCAUUCUGAGAUUUCCUCUCACAUUAGCCACCCCCAGUUCCUUUCAGUGUUACAAUGAUUUCCAGAUUAAAGCUGGAGAUGGACAGGGCUAGUGUAGCCAAGGUAGCUGAACGGUGGAGAUGCCAACAAGGGUCUCCCAGGUUCAGCUCUUGUCUCUGCCAUGGGUUGCCAAGCAGCCUUAGGCUAGCCUCGGCCCCUCUACAACACGGGUGUAGUACUUAGCUACCUCACAGGGUUCUUGGUAUAAAGUAUGGGAAGCACUCUAAAGUGUGUGUGUGUGCCAGUGUUGGGCUGUGUGUGCCUCAAUUCUGCAGCAGGAACUAGUUUUGCAUUUGCAGAGUGAUCCACUGACUCAGAGUCCUGGAAAAGACCAGAAGAAACUUCUGCAGCUCUGGAGAGGGAGAAGGAGAAGGAGAAGGAAGAGAGAUUUUGCUUGGUAUUCCAUUUAAGCAGCAAAAAGGGGGAAGAGCCUCUGGGAACAUGGGCUUCUCUUGGAGGAGAGAGUUGUGGAAGGAAUCUCUGCCUUGUGAGUUGUUGUUUUUUUUGGGGUGGUGGUGAGGAGUUUCAUUUCCAGCUCAACUUCCUGCUGCCCAUGCAUUGGACUUUGGUCAUACUUUGGGCUAGUCUUUGCUUCCAGUCAUAGUUUCAAAUGGGCAGGCUUUUCCUAGUGGUGGGUCUGCCAGUGUUGCUGACUGAAAGUCAUUUAUGUGCAGCAGGAUGCCAGGCAGGGAUGGCAGAUUCCAAAUACUGGUUUGCCAGCUCCCUGGGGCAUCUGGGUGGGCCAAGAACAUGGAGCCCAUUUUAUUUUGGAAAGGGAAAGUGAGAGAGAGAUGUUCCACCUCCUGGGAUGUGAUUUGUCACUGGGUUUCAGUUCCCGGAAUCCUGGGCCUUUUCCAUCUCUUUCAGCACCUGCGCUUGGUGGCUGUCACUGCCUACUGUGGGAGCGAGUUCCAGAGUUUAACUGUGUGUCAUGUGAAGAAGUCCUUCCUUUUGUCUGUUCUGAAGUGUUUUGCUUCUGUCUUUUGCUUGGUCAAAGAGUUUCUGUAGUUCUUGGACAGGGUGUGAGUGGGAAGGAGAAUAAAGAUCUCCUUUCAUUUCUUCGUGUGCUAACCCUGUGACUUUGCUUUCUCUCUCUCUCUCUCUCUCUCUCUCUCUCUCUCUCUCUUUUCUUUCGCACCAGAGCAAAAGAUUCUGCACAGAAAACAACCUAUGGCAAAAUUAUUGUUCAAUAAUAGCCACAAAUCAUAUUGCUUUGAAUUAAUUUCUCUUUGUUUUCUUCCGUGUCUGGGGUCUACUUUGAUAUAUAGUUACGUGGCAGUUUUAAUCCAGGCUACAAAUAAGGAUUUUUAUUUUUUUUUAGGAGGAGGGGGAUGUUGUUUGUAUCGGUAGAUCUUGCAGGCCCAGGACCAUUGUAACACCACUUUUCUGUGGUGUGGGAUGCCUGUUAUAGGGAAUAUAGCUGCUGGGGGUCUUGAGGUCAUGGCUGAGGGAGGAGAGUAAACUUUUGCACUUUGGAUGCUGGUUUCCCUCCAGCACAGUUUUCUGGAAUCCCUUUUAUUAAGAGGUUAUUUCUGUUGUUGUGAAUCAGAACACUUUGUAAUAAGGAGCGGCUCAUUAAAGUGUCUAACACAGAGACUGGACUCCAGCCAUCUCCUGAGGCCUUUCCUUGGCCCCAGUCCCCGUCCUGUGACACAUCCAUGCCCUUCACCCCCACCCUGCUGCUUUGCCCUUUCUAUGCUGUAGCUGCAGCACCAUAAUUCAAGUUAUGCAAAUGCCAUACUAUGCUGUGAUGUCCAAGAAGAAACAAAUUAAGGCCAGGUGGGGUCAGAAAGAAACUGAGCACUGAUUUUCUUUUCCUAGAAAUGUGUUCCCUGAAAUCUUGAGAGAGGCCAGAUAAAAGGGGCCACAUGGAUGAGUGUUUGGUUUUGGGUUUUUGUGUGUCUGCACAAAUUCCUAACCAAUUGGUUUACUUUAAACAAGUAAGGCCCUGUUAAUAGCUAGGAGGGCAAUCUGGAUUAUGCUCUAGGAGACAUUAUCCUACCCUCCUCCCUGCCUGUUUCCUUUUGAGCUGGAGAAGGGGCAGGACUCUCAAAGCCAUUGGAUUCCAACUCCUAUCCUCAUCAUCUCUGACCAUUGGCAGCCCAGCAGACUCCUGGGAGUUGGAGUCCAGUAACACCUGCAGGGCUACAGAUGUUCCUCAUCUCUCCUGUACCCCCACUUUCUCUCCCUUGUUCAAUUUAGGCCUCCUCCUUCGGAAUUUGCCUUUUUAAUGGCUUAGCCUUAUUCUUUCCAACCUGUGACUAGUUCUCCCUCAAUUUCUGCAGUAGCCAGAUUAGCUACACAGAUGCAACAGCUGAAAUACAUAUAUAUAUAUUUAGAGUAUAUUUUUAGGCUACCCAACCCCCAAACAUUCUCUGGGCAGCUGGCAGUAAACAUUAAACACAUCAAAUAUACAAAAUGAGUCUUGAAGCGUUAAGGAUAAACUCAGCACUGGAGAGCAAAACCUGUGCUAUAAACUCAUCCUGCUUAGAAGGGUGUGGCCACAGGAUCCCCACAUUGUUAUAGGCUAAGGAAAAUUCCCUUUGGGGUCAGUUCCUCUCACAGCAUUGGUUGGCUGCUGAACUUGGAUCUGGGAAGGAGGUAUUCUCCCUCCUCCUCCCAUGCCAAGCAGGAGUUGCCUAAAGGAGGCAUACAAGGCACCAUCUGGCCACCUUAGGGACUCCACUUCAGAUUUGUGAAGGGUUUACUCCAUCCUGGCUAAUAAAAGCAAGACGGGAAGGGCUGGGCAAUGGGCUCUGUGGGGUGGUGAAUGCUUCCGUCUGUGAGGGAGCCUUUGCAGACCCACUGAAAGAGGCGGUCAUUAAACCGCUUCUUAAAAAAACAUAUUUAGACUCGGCCAAUAUGGCCAACUAUUGCCCAGUCUCAAAUCUUCCAUUCUUGGGCAAGGUGAUUGAGUGGGUGGUUGCUGAACAACUUCAAGCAUGCCUGGAGGAUGCAGACCAUUUGGAUCCUAUCUAGUCGGGAUUCAGGCCUCAUCAUGGGACUGAAACUGCCUUGGUCGCACUGGUUGAUGAUCUCCGGCGGGCUAGGGACAAAGGUGAAAGCUAUUUCCUAGUUCUGCUGGAUGUCUCAGCGGCCUUUGAUACCAUCAACCAUAACAUCCUUCUGGACCGUCUAGCAGAGCUGGGGGCACUGUUACACAGUGGUUCCGCUCCUUCCUCCUGGGCCAUGUCCAGAAAGUGGUGGUGGGGGAUGAGUGUUCAGACCCCUGGAGUCUCACUUGUGGGGUGCCUCAGGGUUCUGUCCUCUCCCCCAUGCUUUUUAACAUGUACAUGAAGCCGCUGGGAGAGAUCAUCGGGGUUUGGACUGGGUGUUCAUCAGUAUGCGGAUGAUACCCAGCUCUACCUCUCUUUCAAAUUGGAAUCAGUGGAGGCAGUGAAGGUCCUCUGUGAGUGUCUGGAGGCGGCUGGAGAAUGGAUGGCGGCUAACGGGUUGAGGUUGAAUUCUGACAAGACAGAAGUACUGUUUUGGGGGACAGGGUGUGGGUGGGUGUGGGGGACUCCCUGGUCCUGAAGGAGCAGAUGUGCAGUCUGGGAGUAAUUUUGGACUCACAGCUGUCCAUGGAGGCACAGGUCAAUUCUGUGUCCAGGGCAGCGGUCUACCAGCUCCAUCUGGUACGCAGGGUGACACUCUACCUGCUCACAGACUGCCUCACCAGUGCAUGGUCUAGUUAUCUCCCGCUUGGACUACUGCUCUAUGUGGGGCUACCCUUGAAGGUGACUCGGAAACUGCAAUUAAUCCAUAAUGCAGCAGCUAGACUGGUGACUGGGAGUGGCCACCAAGACCAUAUAAUGCCGGUCUGAGAGAUCUGCAUUGGCUCCCAGUUCCUUUCCGAGCACAAUUCAAAGUGUUGGUGCUGAUCUUUAAAGCCCUAAACAGCCUCGGUCCAGUAUACCUGAAGGAGCGUCUCCACACCCAUCGUCCAACCUGGACACUGAGGUCCAGCACUGAGGGCCUUCUGGUGGUUCCUUCACUGCAAGAAGCGAAGUUAUAGGGAACCAGGCAGAGGGGCUUCUCGGUAGUGGUGCCCGCCCUGUGGAAUGCCCUCCCAUCAGAUGUCAAAGAAAUAAACAACUAUAUGACAUUUAGAAGACAUCUGAAGGCAGCCCUGUUUAGGGAAGUUUUUAACGACUGAUGUUUUAAUGUAUUUUUAACCUUCUGUUGGAAGCUGCCCAGAGUGGCUGGGGAAACCCAGCCAGAUAGGCGGGGAAGAAAUAAAUUAUUAUUAUUAUUAUUAUUAUUAUUAUUAUUAUUAUUAACCUUUUACUAAAGAUGUUCCACAAUGCAGCGCGUAAGAGGUGGCAUAUAAAUAAUAAAUUAUGAUAAUUUUUCAUUGCACAGAGUUGAUAGGUCUGUGCGAGGUGACUCUUCUGGGCUUUAUUCCAGAGGCCAGCAGGCAAAAAGAUGAUUUGCUUUAUUCAUUGCAUCUAUUUAUAUCCCGCCUUCCAAGGCGGCUUCUAAGUUUUCUGGUGCUGCACUCUGGGCCCUUUUCCAGUUUGGUGUUGAUGUUUUGAUGACCUUGAGGCUCUCCUGUUCUGCUGGCAGCACAUGAUCUGUGGGGGCAAGGAGGGGGCUGGCACCAGCUCAGAAUGUUUGUACAGCGUUUGCUGCAGUGAGGCUGGAGAUGCAGCAGUAGCAGCAGUAGGAGCAGACUCUGUUGGCGGUGGAGGCGGCCGUUGUUCAGCUCUCCUGGAGCAGUGCCAGGCUCUGUGCUGGGUGGCUGGGGCUGCUCUUUGCCCAGUUUAGAGUGCCUCUUCGUUCCUGGCUCCCUUAUUGCUGUUGUUUGGCCUCAGGACCUGUGGAUUAUGCCCAGCCAAACAUUUUGCCUGCCCUCUCCUGGGCAGUGGGGGUGAUUUAGCAUAAGCCAGGAUGCCCCCAGGCCCUCCCUCUCCCUCUAGCCAGGGAGAUAUGGCUUUAAACAGCUAGGUGGGGUUAGGUGGUAUGCUUACUAGGGAAGACUGACAUGCCCUGACAGUAAAAGCCUAGGCUGAGAGACUGUGCUCCCUUCACUUUGACUGUAUUGGGUUAAUCUACAACCCAGUGCCCUCUGAUAAUUUUAGACUACAACUCCCAUCAGCCCUAACCCACCUCGAAGUAGACCUAUCCUACAUGGAUUUUUGCCAUUAGUUGUAGUUUUGGGUUUGGGGUGGGGAACCUCCAUGUUGUGGCAUAGUCUACCUUUGAGUACCAGACCUCGGGUGAAGGCUACACUGGAAGGGCCACUGCUGCUUUUGCCCCAAGGCCAGAUAAUAGACAGACAGCAUCAAUUAUUUGAAGGAUUUUGAGAUGUUCUUUCUAAUGACAGGAGCUGUUUGAUAGUGAAAAAAGUGAAAGUGGAAGGUGGUGGACUGUUUUUUGUUGAAAAUUUCUUUAGCAGAGGUUACAUGGCCAUUCAUCAGGGAUGCCAAGGGGGGGUGGACUAGAUUUGCUUGGGGGGCAUUCUAACACCAUUCUUGGAAGCACACUUCUUUCAGCAGGAUGAAAGACCAUUAUCAAACUUUGGGGCAAGAGCUGGAAAACCCAGAUACCUAAAGUAGCUUGUUGAAGUUGGGCAUCAUACUUUGGGUGCAAGUUAAUGAGGUGGGGGGAGGGGAAGGAUUUGCUCUUUCAGUAUUAGUACCAAUAUCUAUACCUGAGCCAAUAAGGAAUGCAAAAGCUUUGGCUCCCUCCCUCAAUUAGAUUUCCGCCUUUUCCUUUUCUUCCUUCCUUAAUUUUGUUUGUUCUUUUUGUGACAUAGACUACCUGCCUACCUCUGCUUCCCCCCUUUUGUUUGUAAUAAUAGCAUCAGACUUGAAAUAUGGAUGCAUUCUGAAAUAUUUCCUGUCAUGCCAUCAAUCAGAUAUAUAUUUACAGUCAUUCAUUAAACUAGAGUGUACAUUUCAUCCCUUCCUCCUUGGAAUAUUAAUGCUGCUUCUGGCUGAAAUGGUGUGUGAAUAUUCAGGUGGGGGCGAGGAAUCAAUCCCUGCACCAGCAAUGAUGUCACUCUGAGAUACAAUCAAACAUUCUGUUAAAAAGAACAAACCCAAUUGGCAUUGCAAAGUCCAAUGUAUAUUGAUUGCUAUAGGGGAAAUCUACAAGGAGGAGGAGAGAGAGAGUUUUUGGCUUCGCUUUUUGUAGUUGAGGGCUGAUGCUCUGGUUAACAUUCUGGUGUUUUAAAGUAAUAUGAUAACCUUGUAAUAAGGCCAUAUGCUGUGUGUGUGUAGAUGGUCUGUGACUCUAUCUUCCUGUGACCAUGCAGAGCUGAGAGCUGUCCUCAGAGGACUGUCUUUCUACUGAGAAGAGAGCAUAGCACAGCAGUCUUUGGCUCCAGUUGGCUUCAAUGGCCGAGGCCUACUUCUUAAUUGUCUACUUUGCCCCUCCCCACCCAGUAAUGGCGCCUUUUCUCCUUCCCCAUUUUUUGAAUGCUAUAUUUGCACUCCAUGUAUGACUCCUGCUGUUGACUGGGAGUCCACCUCAAGUGUUGUUUUCUUCAUUUUUUGGCACCCAUUGCAUCAAAUGUUUUGGGAUGUGUCAGGGUGCUUGAUUACAGAUUGGAGGCCAGGUGGCGCUGUGGGUUAAACCACUGAGCCUAGGGCUUGCUGAUCAGAAGGUCUGCGGUUCGUAUCCCUGUGACGGGGUGAGCUCCCGUUGCUUGGUCCCAGCUCCUGCCAACCUAGCAGUUCGAAAGCACGUAAAAAUGCAAGUAGAUAAAUAGGAACCGCUACAGUGGGAAGGUAAACGGCGUUUCCAUGUGCUGCUCUGGUUUGCCAGAAGCGGCUUUGUCAUGCUGGCCACAUGACCUGGAAGCUAUACGCCGGCUCCCUCGGCCAAUAAUGCGAGAUGAGCGCGCAACCCCAGAGUCGGUCACGACUGGACCUAAUGGUCAGGGGUCCCUUUACCUUUAAGUACAUAUAAAGAACUUAAGAAUCUGAAGAAGCUCCAGGACAAGGCAGCAAACAAUCUUAUCAUUGGAGGACCAAAUAGGAAUCCAACUGCAUCUGGAGAUCUGGCCUGGAUCCACCAGGACCCAAAUGUUGCUGUGUUUAUAAUUAAAAUGGCCCCCCUGCACAUGGAAAGUGCCAUACAUUUAAGUACCAUGUCAAUGUGAAUCUAGGGCAUGCUCUCUCUACAUGUAAAUACAAAAUCUUUUAAAAAUAUAAUUUUUGCAGUAUAUUAUUGUGACUCCACGCUGUUUCUCUAAAUGCUGGGUGUUAAUGAAAUUCCUCAUCCUUUAGCAAUUUUUGAAGCAUCACAUUAUUUUUUAAUGGCAUGGCAAGUAGCUUGAAAUGCAGAAAUGUCUACACUGUGGAAAUUGAGGGAAGAGGUGCUUGGAGGCAUCCUUUCCUGAGGAAGACCUUUCAGAGGGGCUGAUUUGUACAGCUCUUGAAGCAAAACCAGCUCUAGAUUCAUGCCCCACAUUUCAUUGUCAUUAGAACUGUAGCUCUUCCAUCGUUAGCAGCACCAGGCUGAGUUAGUGGGCCACACAGUUCAUUGCCUUUCUAUUUACAUCUCAGUCAUUUUGAUUCUACAUCUUCUUUUUAAUUUAAUUUAAUUAAUAAAAUAAACCAAAGAUAAGGAGCAUAAAUAAAUCCUGUAAUGGAAGGCUAAAAGCAGCAUAAGAUGUACAUGAUGCUUGAACUUACUGUUCUAAAACAUUACAAAAAAUGGCUAUUUCCCUAUGAACCUGUUAGGCUGGUUUGCAUGUAUCCCCCCCCUUUUUUUUAAUAAAUUAGCUCAGUCAUAUGAACCAAGUUUUUUCAGUCCACUCAGACAUAGUAGGAGUGGCCCUCCCCAUUUUUAGCUAUUAUGUUCUUAGCAGUAGUUAAAAGGUUAAACACUAUUUCUUCAUCACUUUCUGAAAUAACAUAUUUUAGAUAACCAAUCAGAAAUAUUUUAGGUUCUAAGGGUUUAUGAUAUCCUAACAUAUCAGAUAUAUUAUUAGCCUGAACAGAUUUUUGGAGUAUUUUUAUUUGAGAAUAAUUCAAAAAAUGUGUAUAUAGUCUGCUUUAUUACCAACAUUACCACAUUACCAACAUUUAUCUGAUCGUAACGUAAUUAUUUCUGAAUUUGUAUCAAGCCAUGUACCGUAUUUUUCUGUGCAUAAGACGCCCCAUUUUUGGGGACUCCAAAUUAAGAAAACACCUCUUAGCACUACCUGUGUAUAAAACGGUCCCAAUUUUAAACCUGUUUUU